Messenger RNA from Fonsecaea multimorphosa CBS 102226, 3708 nucleotides. RefSeq lists its product as uncharacterized. The transcript is spliced from 2 exons. Gene Ontology annotation, molecular function: guanyl-nucleotide exchange factor activity; protein binding. Gene Ontology annotation, biological process: Ras protein signal transduction; positive regulation of GTPase activity. NCBI's taxonomy places the organism in Eukaryota, Fungi, Ascomycota, Eurotiomycetes, Chaetothyriales, Herpotrichiellaceae. Gene Ontology annotation, cellular component: plasma membrane. The coding region runs from base 1 to 3708 and encodes 1235 amino acids. The record is from RefSeq and is a predicted model, not a curated record.
AUGUCAGCCUCGCGCAGGGGAACACAAGAUUCGACGUCGCAAGGUGCUUCAGCCAAAUCAGGCUCAGUCCUUGCCGCCGCCUUUCAAUACACCGAACCGAGUCGGCCUUCCCACUCUGCCUCCCGUUCGAGAUCAUCAAGCGUCCAUCACGCGGGCAUGAGUGGCCUCUCGCCACGACGCCGCGCUCAGCAGGCUGCUAUGAACAGCUAUGUCGCCAGCACCGAUCUGCCUCCACCUCCACCGCCUAUCUUUGUCCGUGCCCUGUAUAACUAUGAAGCCGAUGACCACACCAGCUUGAGCUUUCGCCAGGGAGAUAUAAUCCAGGUCUUGACCCAGUUAGAGAGUGGCUGGUGGGAUGGCGUGAUCAACGACGUUCGGGGCUGGUUCCCUAGCAAUUAUACCGCCGAGAUCACAAAUCUGGACGAACUGAGCGAGGCCGGUCUGGGAGUCCAUGAUGAGAGUGAGACCGGGUCAGGCACCGAGGAAGACUAUGAUGAAGACGAGGAAGAUUCAGACGCUCACACUCAAGAUGAGGACUCGGACUUGCCGAUCGAAGGUGGCCAUUCCCAGGCUCAGGAAGAGGCGGCGUUUUGGGUUCCUCAGGCGACCCCGGAUGGCCGAUUGUUCUAUUUCAACACACUCACUGGUGUCAGUACAAUGGAAUUGCCGUUGGAGACGCCAACAAGUUCGGAUGAGAGCGGACCACGCGAUCGAAACAAUUUUCAUGUACCGGAGCAAACAAGGCCACCGCCUGAGAUGAUGGCAGGAGGGUACGCGCACAAUGAAGAAGACUACGAUGGAUCUGCCUCUGAGGCUGAUGGCGAACAAUCAUUCCUGUCUUCACGCAAGAAAGGGUCCGGUUCUAUGACAUCCGCUAGCAUCUCAACCUCAACCUCCAUGGACUCCCUUAACGUAAGUUCAGCCAGACAACUUGGAAGCCAAGCACCCAACCUUUUUACCACCACCUUUGAGUCUCAGCUCAAUAUGUCAAUGGCCCUGCCUCCUCUGGGCACCAGCUCGACUUCAUUCGCCGUAGGGCUGCCUCCAAAACUGUCCAAAUCUCCCACACCCCGAUUUUUCCUCGACGACGGAGGUGUCACUGCUGUCACAUGGAACACCUUGGUGGAGAAUAUGCGCACUGCAAUUGAAGCCUAUCGUCAUGCGAUCCGCGUCCGCGCGCGCGCAGACUAUGUUCGAAGGGCAGAAGACAUUUCCGAUCAUCUUCGCAUGCUGCUCGCCGCAGGAUCAGGGACUACGGAUAAUCACUCGGGAAACCCUUCCAUCAUAUCGUCAAACAAGGCACUGUAUCCUCACUUUCGGGAGAUGAUGUCCAAGUUCUCAAAACUCGUCCUGUCCUCACAUAUCGCCGCCGCCGACUGGCCAGGGCCUGACGCAUUGCCAAAAUGUCUGCAAGAAGCCGAUGGUGUGAUGAAUGGGGUGUAUGGCUAUGUAGAGGUAGCCCGGCAGCAGAGAGGCGAAGAGAUUCCGCGAUUGUUCCCUGGCUUUAUAAUGGGCAGUACCGUCGGAGGGAGCUGGCGAGACAACAAUAUCGAAAGCCAAACAAACUUGGAUGAGGUUUCGUUUAUGGAUUCCAAUGAUGAGAUCGGCUACCGGCCAUCCGAACCACUCGACGCGAACCUCCUUCGACGCAUCGAAGAUUCCAAGAAGAAUUUAUCAGCUGCGAUCCGUCGUCUUGAGGAGGUUUUGGUACUCACCGAGAAGAUCGUCACUCCUGCGCGGCUAGCUGCGAUCGGAGAUACGGUCUGUCAAGGAGCAGGACUGGUUCUCGAACAGUUUCGACCCUGGAUCUCCCACGUCGAGUCUAUCGACCUCUCCGUGCUGGGAAAUGUGUUCCAGAAACCAUCACUGGUGGAUUUUGGAUCGCAGAAGCAAAAGGCCUAUGAUUCGAUUGGUGAAUUGGUGGCAACUUGCCAGGCUGUCACUACGCCACUUCCGGACGAAUGGGCUGAAGUUCGUAGCGAAUCGCUGGAUAUUCGCAUUAACAACGUGCGAACUGCUUGCCAGCAGCUUGACACUCACGUGGCCAAUGUGGGCUACGCGUUGGAGCUAUUGCUCCCUGCCACCUCCCUUAAUCCAGCUAUGGCUACUAACAAGCGGGAGAACCGCGUGACAGACGGAGGUGAAACCUAUCAGACUCAUCAUCUUCGAUCCGAUUCGAAGCAUGCUGCAAAUCUGCGCCCUGCGCUGGCAGAUGUCGGUCAGUCAAAGUCAUACACGCUUGGUGAGGAUCCAAUGGCAGAUAAACUGCGCCGACCACCAACCAAGGACAAAGCAAGGCAAUUCUUUGGACAAAUCCCGCCGGAUUUGAAUCCCGUCAAAGCCCCUGUUGAGCCAAGCUUCCCCGCGGACGAAGUCCCCUGGUAUUUGCAGCUCGACCACGCGGACGAAGUUACUUAUGAUACCAAAAACGACCCUCCGCAAGUCAAAAGUGGCACGCUUACUGGCCUUGUCGAGCAACUUACUCGACAUGAUCGGCCGGAUACGAACUUCACGACGACCUUCUUACUCACCUACCGUUCUUUCACGUCAGCUUCGGAGCUCUUUGAGCUUCUGGUGAGGCGGUUCAACCUUCAACCACCUGCCGGCUUAAAUCGAGACGAGUAUACCAUUUGGGAAGAGCACAAGCAGAAGCCAGCGAGAUUUCGAGUAUUGAACAUCCUCAAAUCGUGGCUGGAGCAAUAUUGGAUGGAGGCCGACGAUGGCAAUAGUCAAGCAUUACUUGAACGAAUGCUGGCUUUUGCGAACCGCACAUAUACCACGACAAAGAUUCCGCUGGCAAAGGCUUUGACCACCAUCAUCGAUCAGCGAUUGAAAGGAGGAGAGGCGUUGUCCAAGAAGCUUGUGUUGACUCUCACUAAUUCCGCCCCGGCUCCUAUUCUACCCAAGAACAUGAAGAAACUCAAAUUUCUGGACAUCGAUCCUAAGGAAUUUGCGCGGCAACUGACCAUCAUUGAAUCGAAACUCUAUGGCAAGAUCAAGCCGGUAGAAUGUCUGGCCAAGACAUGGGAAAGGAAGAGCAAGUCGGACAGCAGCGAUACUGCUCCCAAUGUGCAAGCUCUCAUUCUACACUCAAACCAGUUGACUAAUUGGGUUUCUGCAAUGAUUUUGGCACAAUCAGAGGUCAAGAAGAGAGUGGUUAUCAUCAAACAUUUUGUGCUGAUUGCCGAGCAAUGCCGCAUAUUGAACAAUUUCUCGGCUGUAACAGCCAUCAUUUCAGCACUCGGCACUGCCCACAUAGUCCGACUGAGUCGAACCUGGCAAUCUGUCAACCCCAAGACAAACGCAAUCCUCGAGUCCAUGCGCAAUCUGAUAGCAUCGUCGAAGAACUUUGCACUUUACCGCGAAACACUACGCCAGGCAACACCGCCGUGCAUUCCCUUCUUGGGUGUCUAUUUGACCGACUUGACGUUCAUCGAGGAUGGGAUUCCGUCACUUACCAAGAACACAGAGUUGAUCAAUUUCGCCAAACGGACCAAGACUGCCGAAGUUAUUAGAGACAUUCAACAGUAUCAGAAUGUGCCUUAUAGUCUCCAUCCAGUUCCCGAAUUGCAGGAGUGGAUUUCCGAGAACAUGAAGAAUGCUGGUGACUCCCACGACGACAUGUUCGCCCAGAGUCUCAAGGUUGAGCCACGCGAGCGAGAAGAAGAGAAAAUUGCUCGGCUACUGUCCGAAUCGGGAUUCCUGUGA